UUGAUCACAAGACGGUCACAGUCGAUUAUACCGUCGCUGCGAAUUUUGUUGUGACUUCCAGAAAAAAAAUCUUGCGGUCUCUCAUAUUGAUCGUAAAGACCAAAUACCAACCUGUCAUGACUGGGAUAUGGAGAGCAAGUUCCGCUGGUAUAAGACUGUCAAACCAACUUUCCAAAUGUGUGUGUCGCUGUUUGGGUUCAUCAUCUGUACAGCUCAGCAAGUUUGUGAUGAAAGGUAUUGAAGAGAAAUCAGGAAAGAAUAUGCUGAAUGUUACUUGGCAAGAUGACACUUCAAAUGCAUAUCCCUACAUAUACCUUCGGGACAACUGCCAAUGCUCACAGUGCUAUUUCAAGGAUUCUAAUCAGCGCCUUGUAGAUGUCGUAAGAGAUGUUGAUCUGAAUGUCAGACCUACCAAUGUUGAAAUGAGUGAGGAUGGAAGUAAACUUUCAAUAGCAUGGCCAGACAAACACGAAACCACACUCGACGCUGACUUUCUGUUCAGGAAGCGGCUACCAACUGAAGCAGAGUUAAAAGACAGAGUUUGUGAGGAUGUAACUACUAGGAAAGUGAACCUUUGGGGAAGUAAAUUUAAGGACCACAUUCCUCAGAUGAAAUAUCAUGACAUUCUUCAAGAUGAGAUGGUGGAGUUUGAAUUUUUAAACAGUUUGUAUAGAUAUGGAUUGGCCCUGGUCACUGACAUGCCAAUUCAAGACGGGCUGGUGGAAAAGCUAGGGGAACACAUAGGUUACUUGAGAAUGACAGCUUAUGGGAAAACAAUAGUGGUAUCAACAAGGCUACAGGCCAACAGUGUUGCCUAUACAAGUUACACAUUGCCUUUACAUUCUGAUCUGCCGUACUAUGAAGCCAAACCAGGGAUACAGAUGCUAUUUUGCAAGGAACAGACUCCAACUGAAGGAGGAGAAAAUUCCCUGGUUGAUUCAUUUCAUGUUGCUCAGCAAUUAAAGAAGGAAGAUCCUGGCGCUUAUGAGUUGCUCACCACAACUCAUAUUCUUUUCAGAACAAGUGGAACUGACAUACUUGGUGAAUAUGAUUUGGAAGGUGCAAGACCACUUCUUGAGCUAGAUCAUCAUGGCAGACUAUUACGAUGCAACCACAAUGAAGGCUGUAGACUGGACUUUUUGGGUGUGCCAGCAGAAAAAAUCCAUGAGAUGUACAAAGCCUAUUAUUCAUUAACCAAGAGAUUGAAAGAUCCUAAAAAUAUGUUUCUUCACAAGCUUUCUCCAGGAGAGAUGAUUGUGUUUGAUAAUGACCGUGUCCUCCAUGGAAGGGAGGGGUACACUCUUUCAGAGGAAGGGGGUAGAUGUUUGGAAUCAGCAUACAUUGACUGGGAUGUAGCAAGGUCCAGAUUGAGUGUCUUAGGGAAGAGACUUGGUAAGGGUCCUGUGGCCAGAAUGGACAGUAAACUUAGUGUUACAGGACAGUGGUCUGUGUCAUGAAAUUACCAUGUGCAAAAAUAUUCAACAAUAAUUAUUUGCUAGAGGUGAAUUGAACAUGGUGCAAUAGCUCUCAGUACAAAAGAAGGGAUUAUUCAAAAACAUUCCUUACCCUGAGGCAAAGAAUUUUUUUUUGUAUUAUUAAAUGAGUGAUUUUUUCAAAUUAUUUUGUAGACUCCAGAAAUAUCAAUGAUUCAUGGAACACUUAUUUGGCACUUAGUGCUUCAGUAUGUUUGUGAAGAAUAAGAUGUGAUUUAAUAAUAUAUAAUAAUAAGAUGUGAUUUAAUCUACAACAAAAUUAUUUUGUAGACUCCAGAAAUAUCAGUGAUUCAUGGAUUCAUGGAACACUUAUUUGGCACUUAGUGCUUCAGUAUGUUUGUGAAGAAUAAGAUGUGAUUUAAUAAUAGAUAAUAAUAAGAUGUGAUUUAAUCUACAACCAAACUCGAUAAGCUGAAAACCACUCCGCUUUGCAUCGUGGUUUCCUACACUUAUCUCGUGUUCUCCCAACCUCCCAAGUGUUUACAUCAGGCUAUGUAAACACGGAAACCAUUUUACAUUUCUUCAAUUUAUACUGGCCAACUUAUCUUCUAUCAAAAGGCAUUAGUUUUUUCUUAGGAUUACUUGGAUUUUCACUAGAGGACCUUACCAUAUCUGAAGAUAAAAUUUGUAUAGUAAUAUAACAACACUGAUGUUGGUUAUAAGUAUUCUAACCCUGUAUUAAAAAGAGAGCAUCCAAAGCAUAUUGGAAA
Pocillopora verrucosa is the source of this 2203-nucleotide messenger RNA. Its product is annotated as gamma-butyrobetaine dioxygenase. Gene Ontology annotation, biological process: carnitine biosynthetic process. The record is from RefSeq and is a predicted model, not a curated record. Gene Ontology annotation, cellular component: mitochondrion. Gene Ontology annotation, molecular function: oxidoreductase activity. NCBI's taxonomy places the organism in Eukaryota, Metazoa, Cnidaria, Anthozoa, Scleractinia, Pocilloporidae.